AAUUUUCGUCGAGACGACAACGAAGACAAACAAGCAAGCAAGAAGUCGUGUGAAGAUGUUUGGGCUGCUUGUUGUGGUGGUUGGAGCGCUGGCUGCACUGGCUGGUGUUCCGGCCACAUCAGCUGUUCCUGCGCGGUUGCAUCGCGCAGAUCCCUGGACGAGCGUGUCGGAUGUCCUGCAUGCCGGUGUCGUGGACCAUGCGUUCCCGGGCGCAGUGGCACUGGUGGUGAACAAGACAGCGACCAUGUACUCAAACGCAGUGGGUGCAUUCACCUACGGCCUUCCUCCGCCAUUCAGCCAAGGCAACCCAGCCAUGCACUCCGACGCCAAGUUUGACCUUGCCAGCUUGACAAAGGUGUUGGCGACUACGACAGCGACGAUGACGUUUUAUCAGCGUGGCGAGCUGCAGCUGGACGAGCUUGUGUCGUCCGAUCGCCUGCUGGGUGCUCCCUACGCCCAAAACGGAAAAGGCCCCAUCAAGGUCCUCAACCUCCUCCUGCACAACUCGGGAUACCCGCCUGAUCCGUACCCCGGGUACUGGUCCAAGGCGUUUGCUUGUCCUGCAACGCAGCAGCGCGACCCGCCGGAGGUGUUCACGUGCCAAUCGCAGAUCUUCACCGCCCUCAUGAAGCAGACGCUGGAGAACCCCAUCGGCAAGAAAUACGUCUACUCAGACCUGUCGAUGAUCACAAUGAUGUACGUUGUCGGCACCCUGGCCCGCCGUCUCAACUACAUCUCGCAGGCCCAAGUUAGACCGGACUGCUUGGCCGGCGUGGACGUGAGCAGCAUCUCAGACACAGCCCACCCCGUCGACCAGUGCUACUAUGAGGCGUACGUGCGCAAGUUUGUCAUUGAGCGGCUGAACCUUGAUCACACGGGAUUCCUUCCGCCAAAGAACGAGUGGGGCAACUGUGUACCGACGUGGAACGACACAACUCCAGAUGCGCCGGGCCCUGGAUACCGCAACCGCGUCAUCCAAGGACAGGUGUCGGACCAAAACGCCUAUGCCCUGGGUGGCAUUGCCGGGCACGCGGGCCUGUUCAGCACCGCAGGCGACAUUGCUGUCCUUACGCGACGCAUUUUGUUUGCAGAGCACGGCGAUGACUUUGUCAACAAAACCACCGCACACAAGUUCACGACGGCCUACAACCUGACGCAGUCCAGCCGCGCGCUCGGCUGGGACACGAACAACUACCAGAUGAACACGUACCGUGGGUGCGCCAACCUCUCCUCCACGACAUUCACGCACACGGGGUACACGGGCACGGAGGUUUGCAACGACCCUGAGCGCGGCAUCAUCACGGUCCUGUUGACCAAUCGCGUGUACCCAAAGGCGGACGAUGAGUCCGAAGCAAAGAUCCACGCGUACCGACAGAAGUUCAACAACGCCGUCAGGGCCGUCGUCGACGCAAUGUGGGCUUGAGCGUGGAAGUGUGUGUGUGUGUGCGUUGUGUACGUGUGUGUGUGUGCGUUGUGUACGUGUGUGUGUGUGUGUGUGUGUGUUCUUCACUAGCCUCUCCUUCCUCUUGUUAGUUGAUGUCUUGUUUCAUCAUUUUCAAAGAAUACAAUCCAACGUCGCAGA
Messenger RNA from Salpingoeca rosetta, 1582 nucleotides. RefSeq lists its product as uncharacterized. The coding region runs from base 56 to 1423 and encodes 455 amino acids. The record is from RefSeq and is a predicted model, not a curated record. The transcript has 7 exons. NCBI's taxonomy places the organism in Eukaryota, Choanoflagellata, Craspedida, Salpingoecidae.